UGUAAUUUAAAUUGGCGCAAUUUAAAACAAAUGAAGUUAAAAAUAAUUGUUAAUAGAAUAUAAUAAUAAGGAAAUUUUGGUGUUUAAAAAUUAGAAUUAUAUAAAAAUAUUAAAUAAAUUAUAGAAAUGUUUUUUAAACGUUCAACAUUGCGUUAUGCUCAUACAAAUGGUCAUACUCAUUGCACUUACACGGACGAUGGAAGCACGAUAAUCACCUGUGGAUCUGACGGUGACAUGAGAACAUGGGAAGGUAUUGAUGAUGAUGAUCCCAGUUCAAAAUGUUUGGGAGAAUUUAUUGUUUGUAUUCUUCAUUAUGAAAACAGAAUAUUGGUAUCGACAGAUUUAAAUACAGUACAAGCUUAUAACUACCCAGAUAUUACAAGAGAUGGCACAGAAUUUCGUUUUACAGCUCCAGCUAAUUGUAUUGCUCUUAAUAAAGAUUAUAUAGCAGCUGGAUCAGAAGAUACUGAUAUUAAAGUUUUAAGGAGAGAUAAAUCUGACAGUGAGAUUAUUUUUCAAGGGCACAGUGGACCCAUCCUUUCGCUAGAUUUAAGUAUCCAAAAUAUUUUAGCUUCUGUUUCUGGCGAUGGUACUUUGAAAUUAUGGGAUUUAAAUGAAAAAAUUGAAAUUAAAACUUUUGAUGGGUUUCCUAAAGUACGAAGUCUUGAAGAAGUUAAAUGCUAUGGAAGCCCAUCAUUUGAACCAUUAAAAGGUGAUUCAUUGGCUUUUUGUAAAGGAAAGGAAAUAAUAAUUGUUAAUACGGCCACUUUUGAAAUUCAGUUCACCUUGUCAGAUGACAAAAUCACUUCUGAUUAUUCUCAUUGUAAAUUUUCAAGCAACGGAGAUUUCAUAGUAGCUGGAACCCGGGGCGGUGAAAUUUCUAUGUGGAAUUUUGCAAAAAGGCAGUUAGUACAAGGAGAAACUGCAAAUUCAGAAUGUCAAAGCAUAACAUCUAUUUGUUGGAAUCCUAAGAAUAAUGGUGAAAUUGCAUAUUGCGACUCUACAGGUCAAUUAGGAAUUAUUUCGACUGAUUGCACUGAAAGCUUAUCCAAAAAAGAAAGAGCUAAAGAAUAUUUAGAAAAUUUAGAGGACAAUGUAAUGAAUAAUUUUGAAAUUGAAGAUGAUGGGCUUCCUGGAGGUGAGUUCCCAGAAGAAAAUGAUGACGGAAUUUCUCUAGAAAAAUUAAAAAAUGAUACUUUAAAGGCUAACGGUCUUGAUAUUAACGAUAACGAUGAUAAAGAUUUUGAAACAAAAAGUAUUCCAUCAAUAAGUGACACAGAUCAUAGGAUCUUCACCAAAAAAUUUAAACAACAAGAGCCAUUUCAACCAGGAGCGGCACCAGAUGAUUUGGAUGAUCGUUAUUUGGUUUGGAAUAAUAUAGGAAUUGUACGCUCCAUCAAUUCGGAUGAUGAAAAUUCAAUACACAUAGAAUUUCACGAUGUUACAACUCACCAUGCUCUCCAUAUUAACAAUUAUUGGAAUCAUAAUAUGGCUGCUCUAAGCUCAACAGUUUUAGCACUAAGCAGCUAUAAUUGUAGUAAAUUUGUAUGCAUAUUACUUGGUGGCAUAGGGAGUCGUGAAUGGUCUGCAGAAUUGCCGAAUUGCGAAGGGAUUCAAGCUAUUACAGCUACAGAUAAUAUAGUUGCGGUCGCUACAGAUAAUAGAUUUCUUCGAAUAUUUACUGCAAUGGGAACUCAACGAGAAGUUAUAUCAGUACCUGGUCCUGUACUAUCUAUAUGCGGAAGGGACAAUAAACUUUUUGUAACUUAUCAUUUUGCUCCAGCAACUGAAGACCAACAUAUUUCUGCUUUAUUUAUUCAAGUAUUUGGUCCCACAUUAAGAACAAAAGACAUAAGAGUUCCUUUAACGCCAGAGAAAAAACUCACUUGGAUUGGAUUUUCUGACAGAGGAUCUCCAGUUAGUAGUGAUACCAUGGGACUGGUUCAAAUGUACUCUUCUAAAACUGGUUGCUGGUAUCCAAUAUGUGAUACAAUGAAACACACUCAGAGUAUUUCAAACAAUUUCUAUUUAAUCGAAAUACUCGAAAGUACCCAACAAAUUCAAGCAGUUCUUUGUAGAGGAUCAACCUAUCCACCUACAACUCCAAGACCUAUGGUGUCAGAACUCCAAAUGGAGGUUCCGCUUUGCGCAGACGACUCCCAGAAAUCAAAAUUCGAAGAAAAUUUAAUAAGACUUCAUACAUUCAACGUUGAAAAUUCUGAAAGACUAGUUAAAGAAAUUGCUUUGAAAUUAUUCGCAUUGGCUUGCCAUGCAGAGUUGGAAAGACGAGCUAAAGAGCUAAUAGAAAUGAUAGGCUCUACCGCAAUAUUACCUAUGGCUAUAAAAUAUGCGGCAAGCAUUGGUCGUAUUCACUUGGCGGAUAGAUUAUCUGAAAUGAGAGAAACAGUUGAGGAACAGGAAAAACAAAUAGAAAAGGAGGAAGUUGAUAACGAAACUGGUGCUUUUAGCGUGUUACAAAAUUAUACCCCAAAUCUUCUAACAUCAAUAAAUAAAGCAACAAUUACACCAAAAUCAGUUAUAUCACCUAAACCAAUGGUUCUUGGUUCAAAAAGAAACCCAUUUAAAAGAUCUGCUAAUUUUGAAUCAAAAAAAAUAAGUAAUAGUGCAGAAAAUCCUUUAAGUCAUUUGGUAGAGAAAGCAUUAGGAUUAGAAAUGAACAAAAGCCAAUUGGAGCAAACAACUUCCACUCAACAAAGUGUUGAUACUGAAAUUGAGGAAAUUCCACCUACACCAAAUAACGAAAAUAUAUCUAAGAAUGGACAGACAAAUUUUAUGACUUGGUUCAAUAUUAAUAAGGAAAAAUUGAAAAAUUCAAAUCCAGAAUUAACGAAUGCCGAAUUAACUAAAUUAGGAAUGAAGGAAUAUAAAAAAUCAAGUUGCAAUAAUAAUAAUAUUGUUAAUAGUAAAAAUAAUAAUGAUAAUAAUGGUGAACAAAAUGAUAAAUUAAACAAUAAUAACCAGAAAAGCAACAAUAUUUUCACAAACGUAGGCAAAAGGAAAUUGAACGAUGAUACGAUUGAAAAGCAAUCAGGUGUUGCCAAACUUGCAAAAUUUACUUUUAAAGAUUAAAAUAAUACAAAAUUCAAUACUAAGUUAUUUUUAA
Messenger RNA from Condylostylus longicornis, 3124 nucleotides. It is a transcript of the gene Ctf4, whose product is annotated as WD repeat and HMG-box DNA-binding protein 1. Gene Ontology annotation, molecular function: protein binding; chromatin binding. NCBI's taxonomy places the organism in Eukaryota, Metazoa, Arthropoda, Insecta, Diptera, Dolichopodidae. The coding region runs from base 127 to 3090 and encodes 987 amino acids. The record is from RefSeq and is a predicted model, not a curated record. Gene Ontology annotation, biological process: mitotic cell cycle; DNA-templated DNA replication; DNA repair. Gene Ontology annotation, cellular component: nuclear replication fork. The transcript has 3 exons.